CAUUCAAAAAGCAAGCAGGGGUGGUGGCCUGAGGUCCAAAGGGCUGAAAACUUAAGCAUGGAAGAAAUGUACCAAGUAAAAGACAACCGGCUGGUUACUUGGGUACAAGUCGGGAACUCCGUCAACUCCCCUGAAGAAAGUGGAAGUGGCUCGCCGAGAAACGAACCAGCAGGGACCUCCAACGAGCUGGCAGGGACCUCCAACGAGCCGGCAGGGACCUCCAAGGAGCCGGCAGGGACCUCCAACGAGCCGGCAGGGACCUUGAAUGAGCCGGCAGGGACCUCCAAGGAGCCGGCAGGGACCUCCAAUGAGCCCACAGGGACCUCCAACGAGCAGGCAGGGACCUCCACUGAGUCUGAGCACAAGGAAGCAGAGCACAUGCAAAGGGUUACAGACAGGGUACCAUCUGUGCUGGAACAAAGUCCCAACAGACCCCACAAGCGCUCUGUGGUGGCGCUCAACCAGAGAGUGAAGAAGAGGAGGGAAGACCAGAGCUUAAAUGAGGAGGAUCCUGUGAUUGAGUUUUUUGACCCAUCUCCUGAGGAGCCAGAGGCUGAGCCCCCAACAAAGAUUCAUGAGGUAAUCCCUGAGGCCACAAUGGUGAACCCUAGACUCCCCAGAGUUAUGCCCCGCAGGCCUCCAGGUGCCCUGGGGAAGAGGCCCAGAAGAAGACCACGAGGGAGUAAGAAGAGGGUCAAGUGAACAUCACCCGGUCCAUGUCUGAGC
Messenger RNA from Cavia porcellus (domestic guinea pig), 726 nucleotides. RefSeq lists its product as uncharacterized. The record is from RefSeq and is a predicted model, not a curated record. Lineage: Eukaryota; Metazoa; Chordata; Mammalia; Rodentia; Caviidae. The coding region runs from base 58 to 702 and encodes 214 amino acids. The transcript has 2 exons.